This is a messenger RNA of Cooperia oncophora, 2034 nucleotides long. NCBI's taxonomy places the organism in Eukaryota, Metazoa, Nematoda, Chromadorea, Rhabditida, Trichostrongylidae. The record is from the annotation of a GenBank genome assembly.
AUGUCGUCCAGGCGAGAAAAUGAAGGUUCUGUCGGGCAAAACGGUGAACCUCAAAGUCAACGUUAUGAUGAAGAAGAUGCCAUUGAUGAAUUGUUCAAUAAUGAGAAUGAGGAUGUGGAGGACGAAGAAGGAGAAAAUUUGUUUGGAGAUGAUAUGGAAAGGGACUAUCAGGCACAGCCUGAACUCGACAUAUACUCCGAAUCUGGAAUGGACGACGCCUCAGAUUUGGAUGAAUUGUCGAUAAGUGGAAGACUGGCUGCUGAAAGGGAAAUGGCCCAAAGAGAUCAACUUUUGGAUGAUGACGCGCUGUUCUAUGAAGAAGGAGAUGAAGAACAGAGAAGGCGGAGGAGACGUCGUGUUGCAGCAGAAGAAGGAGCAGACGAAGAGCAGGAUAUGAUGGAGGAAGUUCCUAUUGAUAUCUUGGAGAACUUGAGAGGUCGUUCGACGAAGGACCAUGUUUCUGACGAGGCUGUAGCGAGAGAGAUAGAAAGAAGGUUCAAGAAUUUUCUUCGUGCAUUCAAGGAUCCGCUGACCCGAAAAGCCAAAUAUUUGAAGGCCAUGAAUCAAAUGGCCUCCGAGAACAAAGAAUCUUUGGAAGUCGAUUUCCGCGAUCUGGCAGAUGACAGUGGAGAGCCGAACAUCUGCUACUUCUUACCAGAAGCUCCCGUUCAGGUAUUGAGAAUCCUGGAUAAAGCUGCAACAGACGUUGUUCUAACGAUUUACCCGUAUUAUGGACGUGUAUGUUCAGAAAUAAAGGUUCGCAUCUCCAAUUUGCCAGUUGAGGAGGACAUUCGCAUGCUACGGCAGAUCCACCUUAAUAUGUUCAUCAAGACUAGUGGUGUGGUUACGGUUGCCACAGGAAUCCUCCCACAAUUGUCCGUUGUUAAAUAUGAUUGCGUUGCUUGUGGAUAUAUCCUUGGUCCUUUUGUGCAACGUGAGGAUGAAGAGGUAAAGCCGACGAUCUGCCCAUCAUGCCAAGGAAGGGGGCCAUUCGAACUUAAUGCUGAGAACACUGUCUACCACAACUAUCAGCGUAUCACUAUACAGGAAUCUCCAAAUAAGGUAGCAGCUGGUCGCUUGCCUCGCUCCAAAGAUUGUAUAUUGCUUGGUGAUCUUUGUGAUUCUUGCAAGCCUGGCGAUGAAAUUGAAGUAACCGGAGUUUAUUCUAACAAUUUUGACGGCGCUUUGAAUUACAAGCAAGGCUUUCCUGUCUUCAACACACUUAUCCACGCGAAUCAUAUUUCGAACAAAGAUAAACUCAGUUGUAACCAACUCACAGAUGACGAUGUAAAGGCUAUUCGGGAAUUGUCUAAAGAUCCACAAAUUGCUGAGCGGAUUUUUGCAUCCAUUGCUCCUUCCAUCUAUGGUCAUGCAUUCGUAAAGCAGGCCAUAGCGCUUGCCUUGUUCCGUGACAUCAACGUUCUUCUUUGCGGGGAUCCAGGUACUGCGAAGUCGCAGUUCCUACGUUUUGCCGCGCAUACAGCUCCUCGUGCUGUGCUCACUACAGGUCAGGGCGCUUCAGCAGUUGGAUUAACCGCCUAUGUUCAACGCCAUCCCGUUACAAGAGAAUGGACAUUAGAAGCUGGUGCCAUGGUUCUUGCUGAUAAGGGAGUGUGCUUGAUCGAUGAAUUUGACAAGAUGUCAGAUCAGGACCGCACUUCUAUCCAUGAAGCGAUGGAGCAGCAGUCAAUUUCCAUUUCGAAAGCGGGAAUCGUGACCUCACUGCAUGCUAGGUGCACGGUGAUUGCAGCUGCUAACCCUAUCGGUGGAAGGUACAAUCCUUCCCGAACGUUUGCAGAAAAUGUGGAUCUGACCGAGCCUAUUCUUUCCCGUUUUGAUGUGCUUUGCGUUAUCAGAGACACUGUAGACCCUGUUGAAGAUGAGAGGUUUGUUUUGAAUAGGUUCUGUUCUACUAAUCACGAACCACGAGUUGGAGACCUGCGCUGCUGGAGAAACGUGCGCUUCUGGACUCCUUUAGUGAAUGGCACUCGACAAUGGGCUAUUAAUCGUGAGGUGCCUGCCUUCAACCAGCCG